Solanum lycopersicum (tomato) is the source of this 498-nucleotide messenger RNA. RefSeq names its product agamous-like MADS-box protein AGL62. Lineage: Eukaryota; Viridiplantae; Streptophyta; Magnoliopsida; Solanales; Solanaceae. The record is from RefSeq and is a predicted model, not a curated record. Gene Ontology annotation, molecular function: DNA-binding transcription factor activity, RNA polymerase II-specific; protein dimerization activity; RNA polymerase II cis-regulatory region sequence-specific DNA binding. Gene Ontology annotation, biological process: regulation of transcription by RNA polymerase II.
AUGGUCAAAAUAGAAAAUGAAGAUGCUCGAUACACAACAUUUUCAAAGCGUCGAUCAACAUUAUAUAAAAAAGCUAGUGAAUUGGUUGGAAAAUACGAUGUUGAUGUGGGGAUAACAUUAUUUUCUCCGACUGAUAAACCCUACUCUUUUUUUCACCCUACAGUUGAUGUUGUUGUUGAUCGUAUUCUCAAUCCAAAUACACAGCCAAGUGAAGAUAACAGCAUCGCGAUUGCAAGUUAUCGAAACAAAGUGAAGGAUCAAAAAGUUGAGCUUGACGAGCUUGAUAUCAUAGAAAGAGGUAUAUCUAAUUCGACAUUUGGCACUAAGGAAACUAACAUGAAAAAUAUAUGGGAAUCCUUUAUGAAAUUUAAUGAAGAUGAGGUGAAUGAACUCGAGCUUUGGCUGAACUCUAUUGAUUUUGAUUUGAAAAAUUAUUUAUCGCAGCUGGAAAAUAAUGUUUCUUCCUCUACACAAGCACCUCCAAAAAAUGUUGGUUAG